Messenger RNA from Rhinichthys klamathensis goyatoka, 5245 nucleotides. It is a transcript of the gene sema6bb, whose product is annotated as sema domain, transmembrane domain (TM), and cytoplasmic domain, (semaphorin) 6Bb. Gene Ontology annotation, molecular function: semaphorin receptor binding; chemorepellent activity. The record is from RefSeq and is a predicted model, not a curated record. Gene Ontology annotation, biological process: negative regulation of axon extension involved in axon guidance; axon guidance; semaphorin-plexin signaling pathway. The transcript has 17 exons. Lineage: Eukaryota; Metazoa; Chordata; Actinopteri; Cypriniformes; Leuciscidae. The coding region runs from base 777 to 3407 and encodes 876 amino acids.
UAGCUGUGGGUGACAGACUUACAACAGCGCUGAGAUGGCAAACGCGUGAUCUUUCUCUCUCAUACCAAACGCCGCGAGGUACAUCCCGGGGAUUGCAGGAAAUAUUACAUUUCUCCCGGACAAUAAGAGUUUCUUUUAGCGGAGUGCAAAGGCUGGACUCAAAUUGGAGGCAGCGGCGCGCGCACCAAACAAAUGAACGUGCCUUUUUGUCCACGCGCUCAGGAGCGUACAUUCUACUGGCGCAGCACUGAAUAAGUAUUGUAGCGGUAGGUGAUUGAUAAGGCAAGUGUUUCCAGCCCAGACAGACACGUUUUCAUAAGGCACAGCUGGUUGCGCUGGCGUGGACUCUUUUUUUUUGGCCAUCAUUUGUUAGACAGAAGUCAGUUUAUCCCUGCUUAUUCCAAGCGACUUCUUGGAUUCUGGAAGGCUGUCCGAAGGGGAAUACAGCGGCUGCAGGACCAAGUCGGGAAUGCCAUUUGUUCACGAGCAGCAUAGACGAGCUUUGUCGCGCGGUGUUUUUUACCCGGGGACAGGUGUCGUUGUGUACGUUGGGGUUGGGGGUUAGUUGUUGGGGGUUUGGACACAGUUGUCUUAAGGAUGUCAGAUCAGGGAUCAGAUCUGCACAGAGACAGGUGCGAUAGAGAGGAGUAGAUUUCACGCGGACCCCUCCUCUCAUCUUCUCCUCUCAGUCAUUCUGGAUUAUAGUCCCGAGGAGGCGAGUCAUUCACAGAGAACCGGGCUCACCGUUUCCCGCUGCUUGCCGGAGCUCCACUGCCAUGACGACUGUGGCCAAACCUUUCAUCGGGCUCUUCUGGCUCCUGCGGUUGGUGUGUGCGGUCUUCCCCGAGGAACCGGGACCUCUGAACUUCAUCCCUACUGAAGUGGUAAGAAGGCAUCCUGUGUUUCUCGGACGACCCCAUCGCUCAUCGCUCAGACAGGAGCCCUUACACAUUCAGAGGAUUCUGCAGGUCAACCGUACCCUUUACAUCGGAGCCAGAGAUGACCUUUUCCGAGUGGAGCUGGACAACGUGGUGGGAGAAGAGAUGUUUUACAGCAAGAAGAGGACAUGGGAAUCCAACAAAAAUGACAUCAGAAUCUGUAGAAUGAAGGGAAAACAUGAGGAUGAGUGCCGUAACUACAUGAAGGUUCUCCUCAGUCGGCAGGGUGGAUUGUUUAUCUGCGGGACCAACGCCUUCAAUCCCUUAUGUGCCAAUUAUACAGGAGACACUCUUGAGAUGGUGGGUGAAACCGUCAGUGGGAUGGCUAGAUGCCCAUAUGACCCGAAACAUGCCAACGUGGCCCUGUUUGCAGAGGGGAAUCUCUACACUGCCACAGUGACUGAUUUUCUGGCCAUUGAUGCCGUGAUCUACAGGAGUCUGGGGGACAAUCCUGCCCUGCGAACGGUGAAACACGACUCCAAAUGGUUUAGAGAGCCGUACUUUGUGAAUGCUGUGGAAUGGGGGCCGCAUGUCUACUUCUUUUUCAGAGAGAUGGCCAUGGAGUUCAACUACCUGGAGAAGGUGGUUGUGUCUCGCGUAGCACGCGUGUGCAAAACCGAUCAGGGCGGUUCGCAGCGCGUGCUCGAAAAGCAAUGGACGUCCUUCCUGAAAGCUCGGCUGAACUGCUCAAUACCAGGAGACUCGCACUUCUACUUCAACCUCCUGCAUUCCACCAGUCCUAUCAUCCGCAUGCAUGGCAGGGAUAUCAUCCUCGCUGUCUUCUCUACACCCUCCAACAGUAUUCCUGGCUCUGCAGUGUGUGCUUUCGACAUGGAGCAGCUGGCCGGAGUGUUUGAUGGAAGAUUUAAAGAGCAGAAAUCGCCCGAGUCGAUAUGGACACCUGUUCCAGAUGAGGUUGUGCCCAAACCGAGGCCGGGUGGUUGUGCCGUACAAGGCACGAAGUUCAACUCCUCCAACUCUUUCCCAGAUGAUAUGCUAACUUUUGUCAAGACCCAUCCGCUGAUGGAUGAAGCCGUCCCAUCGCUCGGUCAAAGACCAUGGAUUGUUAGGACCAUGGUCAGAUACCAGCUCAACAAAAUGGUGGUGGACACAAACGCCGGUCCCUAUGGCAACCAGACAGUCCUUUUCCUGGGUUCCAGCCGAGGGACCAUCCUCAAAUUCCUCGUUACCCCUAACAGGGAUAACACUGUGACGAACAGCAAUGUGUUCCUCGAGGAACUGGAAGGCUACAACCCAGACAGGUGUGGGACGGACUCUCCUCAGGCCAGGCAGCUGCUAUCUCUCACGCUGGACCGCAUCAGUCACAGCCUCCUACUGGCUUUUCCCUCUUGUGUGAUCAAAGUGCCUGUAGCACGCUGCCAGCUCUAUUCCCGCUGCAUGAAAAACUGCAUCGCCUCACGGGAUCCCUACUGCGGCUGGACCAGAGGAAGCACCUGCUCUUUCCUCCGUGCAGGUACCAGGCUUCCCUUCGAGCAAGACGUCGAGCACGGGAACACUUCUCACUUGGGCGACUGCGACGGUCUUCUGCAGGAGAGUUUCAUCGAGGAACCAGAUGGCUUGGUGUCCGUGAACCUGCUGGUCGUGUCUGCAGUUUCAGCUUUUGCCACCGGGGCGGCGCUGUCGGGUCUGAUGGUGUGUUGGAUAAUGAGCCUCAAGCACCGCCAACGUUCCAGAGCCGGUGAAUCUGGUUUGGGGAGUCGGCGCAAGGGUGACAAGGAGCAAAGCGUGCUUGGACGCGGUCGCAGCGGUUCCGUGAUCAGCGUGACUCGUAUCAGCGGCAGCGAACGACCCCGCUCGCAGGUUGAGAAUCUGUUCACCAACGGCUGGCCAAAAUCUGGAGAUAUUGACCCAGGACUUCCCACUCCAGAACAGACGCCUCUGCAGCAGAAACGUCCAACUCCAAACGUUCAUCUCACAGACUGUGAUUGGGACCAGAGCCAUACUUUCCUGGCCCAGACAGGGACACCCUGCACGACGAACUCUGCGGUCAUUUACCUGAGCUCCAAAUACUUGCAGGGUGGGCGGCAGGAGGGAUCGGGCGAUGUUCCCCCGCAUUCGGAGCGGCAGCGGUACCUUAUCCUCUCCCACCCUGCGAAUCAGCGGGAUCAGGGCGGGCAACCAACCGCCCCGCCUACCCGCAACUCUACCGGUGAAUACAACUAUCCGACGACACCUCAAGACUCCCCUGACCGCAGGAGGGUGGUGUCGGCUCCUACCACGACCACGCAGACGGACUAUGGUGAACAUCUGCGAUGGUCCCGCGACGGGCUCAACUUCAAUAGCAACAACGCGACUCCUUCUGGCCACCACCCGUAUCCGAUACAGCCGCGUACUAAUGCAGCAUUAGUACGGCCAGGUCACCAUACUCAGCGGGGGCUCAAUGAGCUACAGGACUACAGCCACCUGCUGGUGAAAAGUGUAAGUGAGCGCAACCCUAAUGGCCAAUGAGUGGUCCAGGCCGUUCACACCCUUCAGAGUCCCAUCACCCCCAAGACUCAGACUCCUUCUGUAAUCCUGCCCUUCCUGUCCUCUCUCACUGCCAUCCAGUGUCUUUCAAGUCCCCCACCAGUGGCUCUAGAACUACAGAGUGAGAGAAUAAGAGCGUUGAUGGUGUUAAAGCUGCUGUCCUCCCCAGCCUGAGGGUUGACGCCACUUAGCACGUUUGCGGCUUCUAUCACGCCCUGUCUAAUGAAACGGAAGGAUCGCUUGGGAAUAACGGAUGUGAUGGGUGAUGGGAGGUGAAACACAUAAUCAUAAUCCUGCGAAUGGGUAUGUUGACUGUUUAGCAUACCGAAGCGGUCGCGGAUUGUCUCUCUGUAAUCUCACGCCCUGUAAACCAUUCAAUGGAAGUGAUCCGUUUCGUUUUCACCUCUUUCUUGCUUUACGUUUGAGCCUGUGGAUGCUUCUUUUGUGUGCGUCCCGGGCCUUUGCAGACAAGCUCAAACUUCCUUUUGUCUGUUUGCGUGUGUGUAUGUGAGCCGCGCCAAAAUGUGCUUGUCGACCAGACUUGAUGUGAACGCAAAAUUCACUGUAGUUUCGUAAGUGAUCUGAUGUCAAAUGACUGACAACCCCUCCCUCCCUUACCUAUUAAGUGUCAGAAAGCAAUCAAGAAAACUGCCAUGUGACUUUAUCGAAAGAUUGUGUGCUGGAAUAUCAGAUGUAAAUGGGUGAUGGAGAAGAGCAUUCGCCAAAAAUCAUGGAUUAAUCUACCCAUGCUUUCUGGAAGGAGCAGGGAAGCACUGUGGAAAUGACUUUAUAUUGCGUACAGGGGCAUAUGUUGGCUUGACCCAUUUAUUUUGUGGUUUAUCUUCAAAACCAAGAUAAAUGCGUUUUUUAUCCCCUACACAUGUUAGAAUUAGAGCAGAGCAUUUGCAACACUUUCUCUUUCUUUUACUCGGCCUGGCUUCGUUCUCUGCAGUCCAUUGAGUCAAAUGUGAGCUCGGUUGUCUGGGCUGGGCCGGGCCACUAGGGAGCUGCAUUCUGAGUGUCUCACUGACACUGGGUUUCUUUGUGCGGCCCAGUCAGACAAGACCAUCCCGACAACAAAUAGCCGUUAAGAGUCAUGGCCUAGCCAUCAGCCAAGCCCAGGAGAAUGUCAAUGAGGAGCCAGACAGAUCGGGUCCCCCCUCACUGCCAGCCUUCACAAGCCACACAGAAUCAGAUGAAUACAAUGUUACAUUUAGAUGGAAAGCAAAAAAAUUCAAACCCACUGGGCUCCCGGUGGCACUGUGCCCACUUCAGCCAUUGUUCAGUUUCCUCUGGCUCUCUUUGGAUUUCUGUUUGUUUGUUUCAGGGUUGUAAACCCCACGAGAGGCAUGAAAGAAAUAGUGUACUAUUCAAUUCAUUCACCUCUCAGUAAACGACGUUAUCUCUGCUUUCUUCCCGUGGGGCACCAGUAAUUCACCUAGCAUUAACUGAGUGUGUCCACUAGAGGGCAGUAAUGCGCAUUACAGGAUUUUUCUACUCAGUGCUCAAUGGACCCUUUUCACAGUGUGAGUCGAGAUGAGUAAUUAAGAGUAACAUAAGAAUUUUUUUUUUCAGACACAUUCAAUUGGUCAAAAGUGACACUAAAGACAUUUCGAACAAGAGCUGUUCUUUUGAAUUUCACAAAAAUAUCAAGCAGCACAACUGUUUUCAACAUUGAUAAUAAGAAAUGUUUCUUGAGCACCAAAUCAGCUUAUUUGAAUUGUUUCUAAAAUAUCAUGUGACACUGAAGACGAGUAGUGGCUACUUAAAAUUCAGCUGUGCUAUACCAGGUAUAAAUUACUUUUUUCUUUUUUUCUUUU